Messenger RNA from Eurytemora carolleeae, 1151 nucleotides. RefSeq lists its product as uncharacterized. The record is from RefSeq and is a predicted model, not a curated record. The coding region runs from base 134 to 1090 and encodes 318 amino acids. The transcript has 14 exons. NCBI's taxonomy places the organism in Eukaryota, Metazoa, Arthropoda, Copepoda, Calanoida, Temoridae. Gene Ontology annotation, molecular function: hydrolase activity, hydrolyzing N-glycosyl compounds.
GAAAAAUUUUAAAUGUACACAAUCAGACUAAGGAUCGUAUUAUAAUCUUAAACUAAGGUUGAGCUAGGAACAAGAAAACUAAUUAGUCUGGAGAAUCGGACGAGAUAUAAAUCAGGCCAGAAGAAAUUUAAGAAUGGAAUUUGAGAAGGAUUUAUAUAUUGUUGAUACUGAUACUGGAGUAGAUGAUGCUAUAGCUCUAUUACAGGCUGUUGCAGCAAAGAAAAAGAACCAGAUAGAACUGUUAUGCAUUACUGCUGUAAACGGAAACUGUUCUUGCGAGGAUGCUGUCAGGAAUAUCUGUCGGGUGCUUGAUACAGUUAAUGUUCAUGAUGUUCCAUUGUAUAGAGGUGCCACUCAACCACUAGUUGUUCCAUAUACACAUGAGAAACCUUACCACGGAGAGGACGGGUUUAAUGAUGUAAAGUUUGAUACAGAACCAGAUAUGUCAAGAGUAAAGGAUGAACAUGCCUGGAAUAUGAUAAGUGAACUAAGCAAACAAUAUCCAAACAGGAUUACUCUCGUAGCUAUUGGUCCUCUCACUAAUAUUGCUCUGGCAAUGAAGUUAGAUCCUGGGCUCCCCACUAGACUCAAGGAGAUAUUCAUCAUGGGAGGAAAUACAGAGGGAAUAGGAAAUGUGACAGCUUCAGCUGAAUUUAAUUUCUGUGCUGACCCUGAAGCAGCGAGUAUAGUUCUCCAGCUGACCAGCUGUCCGACCUAUAUUGCUGGCUGGGAACUAUGCUUUAAGUAUACAAAGCUAACCAGGCAGUGGAGAGAUCAGGUGUUGGGAACUAUUGAUAAACCAGCUGCUGUUCUUGCUCAACAAUUGGAAAUGGUUUGGUUCAAUGAUUAUCCCUGGGGAGAUCAUUGGAUUAUCUGCGAUCAACUAGCAAUGACGGCAGCUCUCAACCGUUCCAGUAUCAAGAAAAGUUCUCCUUAUAAUGCUCAGGUGGUGAUUGGAGAUAGUCUAGCAAGAGGAAUGAUGGUUUUAGACCAACGAGUUUUACGAUAUAAAGCUAACAAUGUAAUUGUUAUUGAGGAGCUUGAUGAAGAAGUUGUAAAAGAACAAAUGCUCAUUGCAUUUAAUCAAUAGAAUCAUUCACAGAGUGUACAAUAAUUGAAUAUAUUAAGAAAUAAAUCCAUAGUUUGUGAUA